This is a messenger RNA of Bombina bombina (fire-bellied toad), 2397 nucleotides long. RefSeq names its product transmembrane anterior posterior transformation 1 (gene TAPT1). The transcript has 14 exons. The coding region runs from base 140 to 1801 and encodes 553 amino acids. Lineage: Eukaryota; Metazoa; Chordata; Amphibia; Anura; Bombinatoridae. Gene Ontology annotation, cellular component: ciliary basal body; endoplasmic reticulum membrane. The record is from RefSeq and is a predicted model, not a curated record. Gene Ontology annotation, biological process: maintenance of protein localization in endoplasmic reticulum; positive regulation of cilium assembly.
CCCUCCCACACACAGCGCAGUUAUCGUCCUCACAACAGCAAGAUUAAAACAAAUACAAGCUCUGGUAUGGGCGCUAUGUGAUGACGCAUGGUGUUUGGUGAGACACUGUCAGUUUUGAUAGUGGCCGCCGCUGGUGGGGAUGGCAGAUGCGGCGGCUCUGAACGGGGAAGACAAGGAGGAGGAUGGAGGGAAGAAACCGAGGACAGCUGCUACGGGGCCGACGGAGACUUUGGGCUUCUACGAGAGUAGCGAUUGGAGUCUGGGGGAAGCAAAGAGGAAGAAGCAGAGUCUGUCAGAUCUUUCUUUACUGAGAUUUAUCAGUGCUGAACUGACAAGGGGCUAUUUCCUUGAACACAAUGAGGCAAAAUACAAAGAGAGAAGAGAGCGCGUAUACACGUGUCUGCGGAUACCCAGAGAGCUAGAAAAGUUGAUGAUUUUUGGAUUUUUUCUGUGCCUGGAUGCUUUCCUGUAUGUCUUCACGUUACUUCCACUGAGAGUUCUGCUGGCUUUUAUUAGGUUAAUUACAUUGCCAUGUUGUGGAUUAAGUGGUGGACGUGUUCUGCAGCCGGCGCAAGUAUGCGACAUCAUGAAGGGAGUGAUCUUGAUAAUAUGCUACUUCAUGAUGCAUUAUGUGGAUUAUUCCAUGAUGUACCACCUAAUAAGAGGCCAGUCUGUGAUAAAACUUUACAUAAUAUACAACAUGCUGGAGGUUGCAGAUCGUCUGUUUUCCUCUUUCGGACAAGACAUUUUAGAUGCACUUUACUGGACAGCAACAGAACCGAAGGAGAGGAAGAGAGCGCACAUUGGUGUGAUUCCUCAUUUUUUCAUGGCUGUAUUAUAUGUCUUUCUACAUGCCAUCCUUAUACUUGUGCAAGCCACAACUCUUAAUGUGGCAUUUAACUCCCACAAUAAGUCACUGCUAACCAUCAUGAUGUCUAAUAAUUUUGUUGAAAUAAAGGGGAGUGUCUUCAAGAAGUUUGAGAAGAACAAUCUGUUCCAAAUGUCAAACAGUGACAUUAAAGAAAGAUUUACCAAUUAUGUGCUACUCCUUAUUGUGUGCCUAAGAAAUAUGGAACAGUUCUCUUGGAAUCCAGAUCACCUUUGGGUGUUAUUCCCUGACGUUUGCAUGGUUAUUGCGUCUGAGAUUGCAGUGGAUGUUGUAAAACAUGCCUUCAUUACCAAAUUCAACGACAUCACUGCAGAUGUGUACAGUGAAUACCGAGCCAGUCUUGCCUUUGAACUUGUGAGCAGUCGGCAAAAAAAUGCUUACACGGAUUACAGUGACUCUGUUUCCAGGAGAAUGGGUUUUAUACCUCUUCCUCUAGCUGUUCUUCUUAUCAGAGUGGUGACCAGCUCAAUAAAAGUGCAAGGAAUUUUAGCAUAUACAUGUGUUGUGCUCUUCUAUUUGGGUUUAAUAACAUUAAAAGUCCUGAACAGCAUAGUAUUGCUGGGGAAAUCUUGUCAAUAUGUCAAAGAAGCAAAAAUGGAAGAAAAGUUAUUCCAGCCACCUGCCACAGGCGCACCUGGGAAACCGCCAAAGAAAGCCCAAAGUAAAUCGAAAUCCAGUCAAGGCAUCCCUGCAGAGGAAACAGUCAACACUUCCAUCACCAGCCAGCCUAUUCAUCAGGCAGCAAGUACAGCACCACUUCUCGUGGAAACUAACCCAGACAAAUUCCUGACCACUCCAGAUGGUGAAGAAAAAGAUAUCACCCAGGACAAUUCAGAACUAAAACACAGAUCUGCAAAUAAGGAUUUGCUUGACAUAGACAGGUUUACCAUUUGUGGGAACAGAAUAGACUGAUGUGUUCUCCUUGGUGACUAUGGGGCAUUGAAGAGAAAGGACAAGAGGUUUCUGAAUAAUUUGAUAUUUAUUUACCUUUUUUAUGAUUUCCACAAAGAAAGCUGUUUUCUCUUCACAUGUACCAUGCUGGAAUUGUUAGAAGUAAUACCGUUUCUUGAAGGGACUGGAUUGAAAAUAUUUUUCCCAAAAUGUGUGAAUUGUGCUCACAAGCUUGGCGGAAUUGCAGUUUUCCUAUUAAAGGAAUCAAAUAAAUUGGAAUAUAAAAAUUUGCUUUGCAAAGCAGUGCUUUGAGCAAAAAUAUUUUUUGAGUGUAAGUUGUAUGCAUAACAAAUUACAUACGGAUGGUGUCGUAACUAAUUUAUAAAAUGUGGACAAAUUUAUUUGAAACCUAGAAGAAGAAAAAAACCUCAUCAUUGGUUCUCAGUUAUUGUAACACUGAAAAUGCUAAUCUAAGUUCACUUGCCUUAACAAAAAUAAACAAAACUACCAUAUAUUUAAAGCCACUGAGUUAAAACACUCAACCUUAUGUCUUGCAAAAUAUUGCUUUUUUGCUAUAAUGGGAUUUUAACAAUCUGAAUACAGGGUUCUUUAAUUUA